AUGGCUCUCCAACAAAAGUACAGGUCCCAACGCCGCAACAACAUCCACAAUACUAACUCCAGACCUACCGAACGGUCGAAUAUCCCCCGUAACACUCCAUUUAACCCCCUAUCCCUAUACACGCCACCGCGCCAACGCUCUCCUCAAAGUGCCCUGCAAACCCUCUUCAUCCACUACGAAAGAGUCACAUGCCUAGCCAACGAGCUCCUGGCAGUCAUGCAAGAAACCUACUACCGCGUGGUACCUGAGCCCUUCAAUAUGCAGAUGCUAGCCAAGAUUGAAGAAUAUAGACCACAAUUAUUGAUGGCUACAGAGCGUUUCAAACAGUUUGCAAGAGUGUACCGUCGUGGUGUUCGCUCAGAAGGGGAGUAUGGAAGGCAAAUGGAGUGGGAGGUGGACGCGCUGGAGGGGUUGGUCAGGGAUGCUCAGGAGGCUUUAGUGGGUGCACCAGCCUUCUCUAAAGCACAGGGCUUCAUCCCACUAUAUCAGUCAUCUUUCACGCUUACGAUGCCGACAGAUGCCCACAGCCAGGCACACACCGGCACCUAUGGCCUCUUCGAUGACCCUGAUGAGUUCGCGCAAGCUACCUCCCGCGAAGAAGCCCACGAGAUUCAGCGACUUCAAGGUCAGAUCCGACGACAAAAACGCCGCGAUAGACGUCUAGACCGUAAAGACGAGAAGGCGGCGAAACGAGCAGCCGCGGGAAAAGAGUCAAAAUCGAGAAUAACAUCUUUGUUUGGCAAAUUUUUCGGGGUCAAGAGUUCUGAGAGUAUCCACGAGCCUGCGCAGCCAGUGGACAGUGAUGAUGAAGAUAGACAGGUGAAUAAGAGUAGCGGAAAGCCCGAAUACAUGAUCGUAAGGAGAUCAGUGACACCAAAAAAGGUUUACCAUGCUGAGGACGUCGAUACAUCGGUGAAUAGCCUGUGGUUAAGCGAGUGUGGCAUGGUCAAGGUUAAGAGUGACGACGUUGGUGGUUAUCAUAUCGUGUCCAAGACUGAUAUCGAGAAGAGCGACUAA
Molecule: messenger RNA, 1017 nt
Organism: Alternaria alternata
Lineage: Eukaryota; Fungi; Ascomycota; Dothideomycetes; Pleosporales; Pleosporaceae
Exons: 2
Coding region: 1-1017 (338 amino acids)
Source: RefSeq, a predicted model, not a curated record